GGUGUUGGUCUCAAGAAGACCAUGGACCACCAGGUUCCUCUCCCUCAUGAGCGUCUUCAUAUACUUGUCCUUGUCCUCUCUCAAUGGCCAGCCAUUUGACUUGCAGGCAGAAAUCAAACUCCAUACCUACACUUCCCCCAGUGAGAUAAGAAAGCUUCAAGAACUGUGUUUUUCUGUCAAGAUUACUCUGGAGAAAGCAAGCUUUGAUGUUGACCAUUGCACUUCACAGACCGUGUUUGUCAAUACUUUCACAAAAUGGGACAAGGGAUUAUCGUCAUCUUCACAGGGUUUCUGCCUCCUGGACAAUGGCAAUGGAUUCUAACUCCUCAACAAGGAAGAAGGAAGAAUUCUCAAUAGAGAUUCAGGCACCAUCUGUUCCUCAGUUUAGAACAGAAAGGCCAUCCAAUCUCCAAUUUGACCAGCUGCAGCCGUCAGAUGAAGAAUUCAAUGAAGGGAACAGGGCUGAGUUUGGACCAUUCAUGGCACGAGCGGCAGUGCUGGAUGAAGAAUACUGGACAGCAGCAUGGCUGCGAGCAGAAAGUCACUGGGAGGGUAGACCAAAUGAAAGAUAUGCUGAAAACUACAAAAGGAAAUUUGCAGAGCAGGAGUUCAAUGCAUUAAAAAGACGAUGCAGAGGACAAAAUGACCAGAAAUACACCUGCAUUGUGGCAGUAAAGAAGGAAGAGAGGGGUGUAAAACAAACAGUACUGAAAAGUGUAGUAGGAACCCUCGAUUUGAGCAUCCGAUAUUUGUUGAAUGGAGAGACCUUUCCAGGGGAACAGGUUAAGGCUCCUCUUUUCUGCAGCAUCAACAGAACUAGAUCAAGCAAAUAUGGUUAUGUUGCAAACUUAUGUGUUGCCAAAUCAGUGCGCCGCCAGGGCAUUGCAAGCAAUAUGUUGCAUUUUGCUGUUGAAUCAGCCAAAUCAAUUGGUGUAGAACAGGUAUUUGUGCAUGUGCAUAGAAAUAAUGGACCUGCACAAGAACUGUACCAAAAAAUGGGCUUUGAGAUGGUGGAAGUGGCAAGCUCUCAACUGUUACAGGAGCAAACCUACUUGCUUUCCUUCAGGACAUAGAACUUAUUCAACACAAUUUUUUUCAAUUGUUUGUAUGGAAAGGGAAAUCAUUGUUCAUACAGACCAUUCAAUACUUGAUGUUUACAGUGCACCCAAGAUUGGGACGGUGCAGGCCUAGCAAAGCAAAAGAGGAAAAAAAACACUAUGUUUCAUUUGUACAAAGAAACAAGACUCAGGAAGUUUUUAGUCCUAAUGAAGAGGAUGAUCCAACUUAGAAUAUUACUUCUGAGCUUCAAAGAGAACGACAAUGAUGAAUGAAGGCUGUGUCAGGAGAGAAACUGGAUGCUAAAAACACAAAUCUGGCUGGAAUGUAAGAAAGCUUCACCUGUUACUACUUGACAGGCCUCAUUAGCUCUAAUUUCCGAUUAUCUCAAUCAUAAUUAUAAAGAAUUCCUUGUAGGAUUUAUACUUCCAAAAAAAAAAUGACUGGAAUUUUGACGUA
Molecule: messenger RNA, 1515 nt
Organism: Vitis riparia (riverbank grape)
Lineage: Eukaryota; Viridiplantae; Streptophyta; Magnoliopsida; Vitales; Vitaceae
Exons: 10
Coding region: 207-1073 (288 amino acids)
Molecular function (GO): acyltransferase activity, transferring groups other than amino-acyl groups
Source: RefSeq, a predicted model, not a curated record